AGUUUGAAAAGCUUUGGUUUCAAAAUAAUCAUAGGAUGAUGACCAAGGAUGAUCUCCAGAACAUGAAAAAGGAGCUAAAAUAACCUGACUCUUGACCCUAAAAGGCGUCUUAAACUAGAGGAUAUGAUCGAAAUCAUACUCUGAACUCACUUGACAGUCCUGCAACAAGUAAGCGAUGGGUGGUAUUCGUACUUCAAAAGGAAAUAUGACCAGACAAGAAAUACUUUUGAAAAAGCCAUUCAAGAUCUUCACAACCAAACUAAAAUAAAUAAAAAUCCUACAAAGAAGAAAAAGAGAUUUCUAUAUAAUUAAGGAGAUAAGUAAGGUAAUAGAAGAUCAUGCAAAUAUGUGUAAAGUUCAAGUGAACCCAAGUUACUCCACUCGCAGCCAGAAGGAAACAAAAGAGGAAUCAACACAGUGCACACUAACAAGCAGGAGAAACAAAAAAAUUUGUUGUGAACUGAACCAGAUGGCUUAUGUAAAUUUGGACUUAAAGCACAAGGAAUCUCAUGAAGAACAUAAGUUCAAUACAAACCAUUGGUCUUCGGUUCUCUAUGAGAGCAGAAACCAAAUGGAAAGUAUCAACCAGGAUUCUAGGUUAUUAAGCAGUGUAGGAGAUCCUCCUCCCUUGAUGGUGACAAGAGCUAUUGGGCCAAAUGGAGAUAUACAAAGUUCGAGAGACCAUAAAGGAAAUAAUAAUAUCGCCAAUCUUAGAAUGACUUUAGAGGUUGAGAGAUUAAACAAGAACUUAGCAAUGAUGCAACAAAUGAACGAGCAACUUCAGAUGAAGCUUACUUCAAGGGAUCAAUGUAAGGACAAAGGAGUCCAGUGCAUGAUCCAUCUAAAGAAGAAGUCUGAACAAGUUGGAGGGGAUUGUCCUUACGCUCAAGAUUCUCCUCCAAAACAAUGUAACAAUGACAUGUACAAAUCUAUAAGAAGAUCAAGGAAAACUCGCAGUGAAUUUACAAAAUACCGAGAUACCAGAUCAUCAUUACUCCGAAUGAACCACUCAUAUGAAAGGAUGAACGAGAUGAGAAGACUGCAUUACUCAUCGUUCUUUUCUCCAAUGAAAACAUCCGAGAUUUCGAAGCGGCUGAAGAUGCUUCUGCACUCAGUCUAGUGAGUCAUGAAAUAAUAUAUUUGCAUUGCUUUCAA
Molecule: messenger RNA, 1155 nt
Organism: Moneuplotes crassus
Lineage: Eukaryota; Ciliophora; Spirotrichea; Euplotida; Euplotidae
Source: the annotation of a GenBank genome assembly